Messenger RNA from Dermacentor andersoni, 4780 nucleotides. RefSeq names its product UDP-xylose synthase (gene Uxs). Gene Ontology annotation, biological process: D-xylose metabolic process. NCBI's taxonomy places the organism in Eukaryota, Metazoa, Arthropoda, Arachnida, Ixodida, Ixodidae. Gene Ontology annotation, molecular function: UDP-glucuronate decarboxylase activity; NAD+ binding. Gene Ontology annotation, cellular component: cytoplasm. The record is from RefSeq and is a predicted model, not a curated record.
UUGGCAAGGUAGUGUUAGCAACAAUGGCUCUGUUUUGCUUUUAGCUGCAGCUGCGGUGUGCAAGUUGUUCUUUAUUCUAUGUGUCCACUGAUGCUCGUUGCUAGCUGUUUUGGUUCGAAAUAAUGCUGUGCGACUCGGUUCUGCUUGAAGUCUACGGAUGUUGCCACACAUGUUAAAGAACUCCAGAUUUUGAAUUGAAAUCUGUCUGAGCAGAAUGUGAGCGCUUCGACCGGGUGCCAAAAGUUGCGACUUGUUUCCGAAACUGAACCACGCGCGAUGCAGCAACUUGCACGAAACGUUCCUGCACGGUACCACUUAAAGCUGAAGAUGGCAGCUAUGUACGCGAUAGCAUGUUUUCUUGUGCUAGCUCUCGUUGCACUCAGCUAUCGACAACUGGAGAGCUUUGCAAAGGCUUCCGCUGCCCUAUCGUUGCGUGUGCCAUCUGCAGGGUUCGGCGCCGACCCUCCUCAUCCGCCUGUGUCUGUUAUUGCCAAGCAGCUGCCUUUAUUGAAGACAGCUGAUGAAGGGGCGGUCGACGUGAAGGACAAACUGAUCGCCACAAUGGAGCAGAAACUACGUGACUUGGAAGCUCGCAUCCAGAAACUUGAAAAGAAUGCACCAAAGACUUACCCUAUUGUGAAGCAGCUAGACUACAGAGAGAAGAAACGCAUCCUGGUUGCCGGUGGUGCUGGGUUUGUGGGGAGCCACCUAGUUGACCAUCUUAUGCAACAGGGUCACCAAGUCACUGUGGUGGAUAACUUUUUCACUGGCAGCAAACACAACAUUGAACAUUGGAUUGGCCAUCACAAUUUUGAGCUCAUUCAUCAUGACAUCGUCAGCCCAUUGUUCAUUGAAGUUGACUACAUCUACAACUUAGCAUCGCCUGCAUCUCCUCCCCACUACAUGAUGAACCCUGUGAAGACAAUCAAGACAAACACACUAGGCACCAUCAACAUGCUGGGGUUGGCAAGGCGUGUUGGUGCUCGUCUUUUGAUAACAUCCACAUCGGAGGUCUAUGGGGACCCGGCUGUACAUCCUCAGAAUGAGGACUACUGGGGCCACGUCAAUCCCGUGGGGCCACGAUCCUGCUAUGACGAGGGCAAGCGAGUUGCUGAAACCCUCUGCUACGCUUAUGCCAAACAGGAAAGUGUUGAAGUCCGGGUGGCUCGUGUAUUCAACACAUAUGGGCCACGCAUGCACCUUAACGAUGGCAGGGUAGUCAGCAACUUCAUUCUGCAAGCAUUGCAAGAUAAACCUAUAACUGUACAUGGCUCUGGCAAGCAGACCAGGUCAUUUCAGUAUGUCAGCGACCUUAUAGAUGGCUUGGUUGCUCUGAUGCAUGCCAACUACUCAAGACCUAUAAAUCUUGGAAACCCUGAGGAGCACACUAUUGAGGAGUUUGCACAGAUUGUAAAAAAUCUUGUUGGGGGAUCCAGCAAAAUAGAAUAUGUGAGUACUGUCAUUGAUGACCCCCAGAGGAGAAAACCUGACAUUACACGUGCCAAGAAGUACCUUGACUGGGAACCAAAAGUGCCACUAUUAGAUGGCCUUAGGAAAACCGUGGAUUACUUCAAGGAGGAAUUGACAAAGAAUAGCAAGACCUACAAUCCACAACUAAAUCAAAACUUCACAAAGCUAAAGUAACAGAUCCUCAUGUUGUUGUUGCCAUGCUCGCAUUUGUGUACUAUGCUUAUACAAGCUUCACAGGAUGUCAAUGCUUGGCAGUGCAAUGAAGGGACUGACAGGCUUACCAAGACUAGUGCUGUUGUGUUGGUGAAACUCAAGUGAGCAGCACACAAAAGUGCCAUUACUUUGAACAUGUUAUGGCAAACGUGAUGUACCUAAUUUGAGUUCCUUUUACAGAACACAAGCUGUAAAUAAGCUUUCUUGCUGAUACGCAGUUAUUGUUUGUUUGUGUGUGUGUGUGUGUGUGUGCGUACGUGCGUGCGUGUGCGCGCGCGUGUGUGUGUGUGUGUGUGUGUGUGUGUGUGUGUGUGUGUGUGUGUGUGUGUGUGUGUGUGUGUGUGUGUGUGUGUGUGCGCGCACGCGUGUGUGGUAUGGUUGAUGUGUACAGGGGCUGUAUUCUCAGAGUUUAGCAAAUAUUUUCACCUUUCUGUGACCUCCUUGGAGCUUGAGGACCAGGCAAUGUUGACGCUCGUGAGAGGUGUGUUGUUAUUUUCAUUGCAUCAACUUUUACUGGCUAAGCCUGUCAACAUGUGCUGUAAAUGAUAUCCUCUCAAGUGAUCAAUGAAGAUUACGGUCCUUGGAAUUAUAUUAAGACAAUUUUAGAAACAAAAUUCACAUCAUCACGCACAUUGAUCAGAAUCCAGAAAUCAGCCAUGCAUCGCACCUAUUCUCUCAAUGAACUUUGUUAAAGGUGCUCUGCCUAAAUAUAAAAAUUUUGUGCCCAUUUACAGAUUCGCUUCAGAUGUGUUGGAUUUCGUGUGUUGGUAUUAAUAGUGCAGUGCCCUCAGUCCUGCAUCUUGUUCCAAAAGAACACCUCGCUUUCCAAGUAACGUAUUACAGAACAUGGUAUCUUUGGGUUCUAGUGCUGAAGUGUAAAAAAUACGGGUGUCUGCCUGCAAAAUCUGCCAUCAGUAAGCAGUUGUUUGCUGCAAUGAGCUUAUUUAUCACUGUUCUUGCUACUAAUGCUUUCAAAACAUUCUUUUCUGUGGCAAAAGAUAGUGAGGUUCAGAUGUUUGUUUCUGAAGCUAUUGUAUGGCUUCUAAUCUCGCUGCUGCUUCUGCUGAGUGACAUGAAACACACGCACCAUUUCAGUUCCUAAUUGAAGUGGACAGCAGGCCCAGAAAAGAGGAUGGGCAACCUUAUAGAAGUGGGCGUGCAUUUGGUACUUAAGGGCACUUUGUAAUUUGCUGCUGUACUUGUAGACGACUUUCUGUGGAAAUGAAGAAAAAGCUACAGGGGCAGAACUUUUGCACAUGUGUUAAUGCAUCAAGUAGUUCGAAAGAACUUGACUGCGCCUGCGGUUUCUUGGAAUCAGUGUAGCUUCCACAUGUAAUGGUUUAGCAUUUGCUCUAUCACGGAAGAAAAAUGCAGAAAAAAAGUCAUAAAUUUAACGCUGAGUGGUGUAUUUAGUCUCAUGCUCUUGUAAAUAAAAUGCUUAUGUUUACUCUUUUCCAGCUUUAGCUAACUCAGAUGAGUAACUUUUUCAGGAGUGAAAGUGAAAGUUUAUUUUCUUUUCAACGAAAAGAGGGCACCGAGAUAAAAGGCAAGAGCCUGACAAGGUCCUGGUCACCCGUAGAAGAGCAGGCAUUGUGCACGAGCACUUCACAACAAAUUCACAAUGAAUUUCUCAAGCGUAGUGAGAAGCGUGAAGCAGUAAGUUAACAUGCAUCAGAUUUAUACUAGAAAAGAAAUCGAAUACACAACUUAUUGUACGAGCGGUAUAAAGAUACACAAUUUCUUUUACAAACAUAACAAUGUCAGUCUUAGAACACAGGAACAAUAUCACAAAGCUUACAACAUGUGCGUUAUAGAAAAAAAAUUUGAAAGGUAGUAAAAUAAAUACAAAUAAAUACAAAGUCUGUCGACUAAGUAAAUAUCUCAUUCUGUUUGUUCCAGUAGCUGUUUUUUAAUUGUAGAUUUAAAACGUUUUCGUGGAAGGUAAUAUUCAGUUUCAAAGGGAAAUUGAUUUAUUACCAUGGGAAUUCGGUAGCUUAGUGUUUGCUUGUCAUAAUUGGUGCGUGUGCUUACUUAUGUGCAUUUUGCCUCCGUAGCUUUCCUUUCAUUGCCACAGAAAGUUACCUGCAAGUAGGUAGUGUAGAUGCCCCUAAUGUAUUUUGACAUAGCAAACUAAAAGGGCCUAUACCCUGCACACUGAUAUAGCUGUGAUAUGUCAUGGGUAGUCGUCCUCCUCCUUUUUUUGUUUUUAUUUUUCUGCCCCGCAAUUUUUUAGUUGUGUAUGUUUAUGUUAGUUGUGUUUUAAUUGUAUUUAGAUGUAUGAUUAUGUUCGCAUUUGGAGUGCAUCACGUGUAUUAUGGCGUAAUCUUUGACACUUUUGGACAUCCGUCAACCGGAAGAACAUCCUCUUGGCAUUGCACUUUCUCUUCUUCUACGCUGUGCUGCAAAGAGGGAUGUGAUCACUCGGACAGUGUUCGUGUUUCCUUGUUGUUUUCACUGCAGAUUUAACAUUAAAGUCAAUGUUGAGGCAGUCAUGCAGUUUCAUGUAAAGCUAUGGUCAUCAAAAGAAACGAGUGAGUAGUCAUUCCUGCUAAGCUUGCAAGCACUGGCAUGUUCAAACACUUCCUGGUCCAAGUCAUGCACAUUAAUUUUCAGGGUAUGUUGCUCAUAUUGGCAUAUCUUUCCAUAAAACUGGCUGUCCCUUCUCUCAUUUACACGACUUCCUUUGUAUUUUCAACUAGCACUAUAAGGUGAACAUUCAAGGGUAUAUUACUAGUCUAAGCUCUACAGUAUAAUCUUAUGAUGGUAGAAAUUUUCACUUUCACUUAAAAAUUUUUCAUAAUUGUACAUUGUUUUAUUAUUUAUGUUUUACUAUGUGGUGUGCCUGCAUCAAAAUGCUGAGGGAUGCUGUGAGUGUGUGUUAGUGCUUGUGGGUGGUUCAAUUAUUUGUGCUCUAUGUGUCAACAGUUUUGUAAAUGCUGCGCAAUCAGCGAUAAGCUGUUAAGCAGCUUAUUACACUUUGCACUUUACAAGUAUACAUGUAUUUUGAGAUAAUUGACGUAGCUCAGAAUAAGUUAUUAUACCUUUUGUCCCAUAUGUAAAAUAUACAGCUGUCAGAAUUAAACAGUGUGUCUAGCAA